ACCAAAAUCAUAUGCACCAAAACCAGAUAAAUGAUCCGUCUCCAAAUCCACUACGUGUACUGCUCACACGGUUGCCUCCGAUAAACUAUAUCGUCUCCGUGAUAUUAUAGUACUCUCACUAUCCUGUCCAUCAAUGUCUCACUAUCCGUUACGCUCCGAAAUCCGAACCUCUCGCACGUCCUCCGAAUCUCAGCAUUCGCCUCCCAUACGCCUAUAAACGGCCCAGAUUUCAUCUCUCUCUCUAUCUCUCUCUCGAAAUUUACACUCUUCUCGUUCUCUGAAACGCAAUCUCUCUCUCUCUCUCUCUCUCUCUCUCUCUGUAGCGUGUCGGAGAUCCAUGGCGGACCAUGAGGGCGAGCCGGUAACGCUGGUCGAGAAGAUCGUGGAGAAGAUCCACGACCACGAUGACUCCUCUUCGUCGUCUUCCUCCGACUCUGACGAUGACAAGUCGAAGUCCUUCGACUCUGCCAAAUCCAAGAUUUUUAGACUCUUCGGCCGCGAAAAGCCCCUCCACAAAGUUCUUGGCGGUGGAAAAUCUGCUGAUGUUUUCCUAUGGAGGAACAAGAAAAUCUCUGCAGGUGUGCUUGGUGGUGCCACUGCAUUGUGGAUUCUCUUUGAGUUGCUUGAAUACCACUUAGUCACUCUGGUUUGCCACAUACUAAUAGUCUCUCUGGCUAUCCUUUUCCUGUGGUCUAAUGCAUGCACAUUUAUUAACAAGUCUCCACCACGCAUCCCAGAGCUUCGACUUCCUGAGAAUUGUGUCCUUGAGGUUGUCUCCACAGUGAGGAUUGAAAUCAAUUUUGCCUUGGCUGUAUUGCGGGAUAUUGCAUCUGGGAGAGACUUCAAGGAGUUUCUUGGUGUUAUUGCUGGCUUGUGGGUUCUGUCACUUGUUGGGAAAUGGUGCAACUUCCUGACCUUGUUCUACAUAGCCUUUGUCUUACUGCACACACUACCUGUGCUAUAUGAGAAAUAUGAAGACCAUGUUGAUUCAUUUGCUGAGAAGGCAACGGCUGAGAUCAAGAAGCAGUAUGUAGUGUUUGAUGCAAAGGUUUUAAGCAAAAUUCCCAAAGGGCCAUUGAAAGACAAGAAGAAGGAUUAGAUACAUAAUGAUAGUUUCUUUUUUUGAUAAGCACAUAAUGAUAGUUUCUCUUAAGCCUAAUGAUAGUUUCUCAGUAGGCUUAAGUUGAGAUUGGGCAACUGUAUUGUCAAGAUGGAGGUCCGACUCUUUAUCCACAAGAGUUGGUGCUUCUAUUUUAUUGUUCUGCUUCACAGACAGUUUAAACCAAUAUAUGGUAUUGAGUAAGAUUGUCUUGAGGUUUAGAUCUUACUAGUUGGACUUCCUUUAGAUGGAUGAUUAAGCCGGAUAAUAAUGUCCACUGUUCCUUAUAAAGUUGUGGUUGUGCUCUAAUGAGUAAUAUUUCAAUUCUUAACCGUAUUCUAUGACUAAGCA
Alnus glutinosa is the source of this 1450-nucleotide messenger RNA. Its product is annotated as reticulon-like protein B2. The transcript has 5 exons. NCBI's taxonomy places the organism in Eukaryota, Viridiplantae, Streptophyta, Magnoliopsida, Fagales, Betulaceae. Bases 338 to 1099 code for a protein of 253 amino acids. The record is from RefSeq and is a predicted model, not a curated record.